AUGGCGACCAAGCUCUACCGCGUCCGUGUCGUCCGUGUCCACCGUGGUAAGUGCAUCGUCGUCUCUUGCACAUGUCUUCUCUUCCGCGUCUACAACAUCUAUUACGACGGCGGUCGCACCGUGCCAUCGGACGCCUCGUUCUUCGUCUUCCUCCUCGACGACGACCGGUUCCUCUUUCGAUCGUACGCCAACGUCGGUCCAAACAGUGUUUUCCCGAGCGCCAACGAGCCCUUUGCAAUUGCAACGAAUGGCCACAGGCUGAAUCCUGCGUGGAUGAAAGCGAAAGCGCACGCGUUUGUGAAGCGCGUCGAGCGGACAGCGUACUCGCCGUCGACGCUCGAGACGAACCCGGCGUUCGUCUACAGCGGCUAUCAACAGGAGCGGCAGCUCGAGCAAGGCGUGUACGAAGUGGAGUAUACAGAUCCCAAGUGGAUCGAGCACUGUAAGGUCGGUCACGUGUGGCAGACGUGCUGCUUUGACAUGCUGCACUCGAUGCCAAUUGUCAUCUCGCGCAUUGAACCUACGACCAAGCUGAAAACAUCCCGCGGUAUCGCGCCUUCGUCAUCCAAGGCGACAAAGAAGCCAAUCAAAAAGACAAAAGCUAUCAAGGCGGGUGCGCCGACAAAAAUAUCGUUCGUGGGCGCAAGGCAAAGCUUUAGGUAA
Molecule: messenger RNA, 663 nt
Organism: Saprolegnia parasitica CBS 223.65
Lineage: Eukaryota; Oomycota; Saprolegniomycetes; Saprolegniales; Saprolegniaceae
Exons: 1
Coding region: 1-663 (220 amino acids)
Source: RefSeq, a predicted model, not a curated record